AUGAGACAACUCACUUCCUUUUGUUUCUCGACACUAUUCUUGCUUCGAACGGACAACCUCUAUGCCACCCGUUCUCCCAGGAUAGGCUCGGGUCAGUACAUUGUCCUCAAGGCGAGUUUCAAGGGAAAAUUGGCCAAACAGUAUGCCGAGGAACAAAAGAUGGCGAAACAGACCAGACGAACGUUCAAAGCACCAUGCAAGAAAGUGCUGCGGCUCUACGCGGGCCUGCCGAGGCCGUACGACUCGAUCCUGAUAGGAAACAUGGGGAUGUGGGCGAACUAA
Messenger RNA from Penicillium lagena, 282 nucleotides. RefSeq lists its product as uncharacterized. Bases 1 to 282 code for a protein of 93 amino acids. NCBI's taxonomy places the organism in Eukaryota, Fungi, Ascomycota, Eurotiomycetes, Eurotiales, Aspergillaceae. The record is from RefSeq and is a predicted model, not a curated record. The transcript has a single exon.